Molecule: messenger RNA, 627 nt
Organism: Musca vetustissima
Lineage: Eukaryota; Metazoa; Arthropoda; Insecta; Diptera; Muscidae
Product: general transcriptional corepressor trfA-like
Exons: 3
Coding region: 1-627 (208 amino acids)
Source: RefSeq, a predicted model, not a curated record
AUGAAGCCACUAACAACGGCAACACCAUCACACUGCAAUGCCAAACAGACCAAUACAAUGCAAAUGCGCAGCAACAAUAAAUUGUUGUUGCAUCAUCAACAACAGCAUUUGCGUGUUAGUAAUUGGGUGCAAGAUACAACACGCACACAAAAUCAAUGCCAACAACAACAGCCGCAAUUAGUGCAACAGCAACAAUAUUUGCAGCAACAACAACAACGACAAUAUCAUAAUUAUGCUCAACAGCAACAACAACAAACACCACCUCACAUUUCUCCAACACCACCAGCAACAGCGAUCUCUUCAUUGCCAUCAAUGAAUUUCUAUGCCAAUCAACAGCAAGCUCAACAUGCACAGCAACAGCAACAACAACAACUAUCAUCACAUCUACAUCCACAGCAGCAGCAUCAACCACAACAUCGAUUGCCAUGUAGCAUACAACAGCAGCAGCAACAACAACAACAGCAGAAUUUAAAAACAAUGCAUCCCCAACAAACACUAACCCACCAACAGCAACAACAACAACAUCAGCAGAUUUUAACACCCGCCCAUUCACCGGUUACCGCAACCUCAAGUGUUGUCGAAUCGCAAACAUCGCUGCUGUCGCCUUCGUCGUCGAUCAUCACAUAG